Molecule: messenger RNA, 4402 nt
Organism: Pleuronectes platessa (European plaice)
Lineage: Eukaryota; Metazoa; Chordata; Actinopteri; Pleuronectiformes; Pleuronectidae
Gene: hlfa
Product: HLF transcription factor, PAR bZIP family member a
Exons: 4
Coding region: 180-1088 (302 amino acids)
Biological process (GO): regulation of transcription by RNA polymerase II
Cellular component (GO): nucleus
Molecular function (GO): RNA polymerase II cis-regulatory region sequence-specific DNA binding; DNA-binding transcription factor activity, RNA polymerase II-specific
Source: RefSeq, a predicted model, not a curated record
GCUCUCCGUCCUGCAACACCGCGGAGCUCCGUCUGCUCACCGCCGGCUCGCUCGCUUCUCACCGCUCCCCCCACCCCCCGCUCUCCCAGCAGCGAGCGCGGUCGCGUCUCUCUCUCUCCGAGGCGGGGAGCGUACGAGUCUUCGCGAGCGUUCUUCUCCAUCUUCGCCCUUCGAGAAAUAUGGAGAAAAUGGCCAGACCUCUCCCCGUCAGUUCGGCGUUCCUGCCGCCGACCCACGGCGUGCUGAAGUCUCUGCUGGAGAACCCGCUCAAGCUGCCUUUCCACCAUGAAGACGGAUUUGGGAAAGACAAGGAGAAAGAGAAGAAGCUGGAGGAUGAGAGCAGCAGGGCCAAUAACCCGCAGUCGGCCUUCCUCGGGCCGACACUCUGGGACAAGACCCUGCCCUACGAUGGCAACAACUUUCAGCUGGAGUACAUGGACCUGGAGGAGUUCCUGUCAGAGAACGGCAUCCCCGCCAACACGGCCCAGAGCCACCAUGCUGAGCAGGGGGCGCUGCCACCGCAGGCGCCCCACCAGCAGGCCUCGCCGCCAGCCCCGCCCACGCCUUCCGUGGUGGACCUCAGCAGCCGCGCCACCACUUCAGUUCACACGGGCAUGGUGCCUCAGACCAGCCUUCACAGCCCCAGCACAGCAGCAGCACUGCCCUCAGCCCGGGACAGCCCCAGCCCAAUUGACCCAGAGACCAUUCAGGUGCCAAUGGCCUAUGAGCCUGACCCGGCAGACCUGGCGCUGUCCAGCGUGCCUGGCCAGGAAAUGUUCGACCCCAGGAAACGCAAGUUCUCAGCUGAGGAGCUGAAGCCACAGCCCAUGAUCAAAAAAGCCCGCAAGGUCUUCAUCCCAGAGGACCUGAAGGAUGACAGGUACUGGGCUCGGCGCAGAAAGAACAACGUGGCGGCUAAGCGCUCACGGGACGCCCGCCGGCUGAAGGAGAACCAGAUCGCCAUCCGCGCUGGCUUCCUGGAGAAGGAGAACGGCGCUCUCCGCAUGGAGGUAGCGGACUUGAGGAAGGAGCUUGGCCGCUGCAAGAACAUUGUGGCCAAAUACGAGGCCCGACAUGGGGGCCUGUGAGCCCCCCCACCCCACCCCUCCAAAAAAACUCCACUACAAGCCCCCCUCCUCCUCCUCCUUCCUCUCUUACACACACUUUACCGCCCCGUCUCAUUUUCUUUCCUGGAGUUUGAAGGACAAUGUGUCUCUUUUGGUGGCACUGCCCCUGCCUCCUCUUCCUCCCCCACCACCCGCACCUCCUCCCAUUCCUCCCACACACCCCCCAACCCACCUGUAUGAUUCUGGUAUUUAUCUGUCAUUUUGACUUAUUUCAUAAGCUUCGACUUGUCUGUUCCUUCUUUUUCCUUACACAUCGUUCGACUGAAUAUAUUCACAUAUACAUAGAUUUAAAAAAAAAAACAUAUAUAUAUAUAUUUACAAAUGCAUACUUCCCACUUUAGUGUACUGUGAUGAGUCAUGAGCCAACCCACCAGCUGAGUCCACCCCACCCCCAUCUCCCCCUUCCAAUUUUGAGAAACGAUUCCAUGCUGUUCGUCAUUUUCAUACCGAUUUUAUACCUGACAUCCUGUUUCCCUUCUUCUUCUUCUUCUUCUACUUCUUCUUCUGCUGUGUUACAACCAUGUGAAGUGUCGUUGCUCGCCUCUCCCCGACCCCUCAUAUCUUCUUCUUUUCUUGAUUUUCAUGUUGUAUUUCAGUUUUCGAUCACAGCCCCCCCCCUCAGAUAAUCUAGAACAGCAUCGCCUGUCAUUUGAAAUUGUCUUCGCAUAGCACUUAAAUUUGUCUGUGCAAUUGUGGUGUAGAUUUGCUUUCUUAUUACGUUUUUCUAAUGUAUUUUUUUCUUUUGUUUGUUGCUCUCCAUCGCCCGGACACUGAGCAAUAAUCCCUGUCCAGAAUUGAACAGACAUGACGACCUACAUGUUCCUUCCCCACCUCCUGUGCCCUGCCACCUCCACCCCCACUGCCAGAUAACUACCUAGUUGCUGUCUCCCCCCCUCCCCCUCCCCACCGCUCUAAUUUUAGCUCAGCUCCAAUGCGUGUCUCACAAUCUGAACUGGUGCAAUGUUUCAACUCGUACAUACUACACACUAUUCAUAUUAUUUUAAGUAUUAGUACUACUCCCGACAUUGUUGUCGUUUAGCCUCCUUGUUUUCAGAUUUAAGCAUGAUUUCUUUAACAGAACGAAAAGCUACUCAUAAAUUGUUUCCUCCUUUUUAUUUUGCAAAGUUGUUUAUAAUUAUUUUGGCUUCUGCUUAACUUUUAGGAAUCAACAGAUGUCUAUAGUUUCCCUCUUUGUAGCUUUAUGUUCGACCUGUUUUUAAAGAUGGCUGUAUGAAUGUAAAAGAUGUUGACAACGGAAAAAAAAAGUUGGAUGGUGUUGUCCAAUACUGUGGUUAACCCAAUCAAUUUGUUUACUGCAAACCAAACGAUUCACAACAGAGAUGAUAUAUUGAUUACAAGAGAUAUGUUUAUAUAAACCUUUAAGUUGUUCUUUUUGUACAGUAUUUUUCCUAUACAUUACUGAAGUAUGUAUUUUAAAGGCACAACAGAUUAUUAAAAGAUAGCAUAUAACUCAAAGACAAAUGGAUAUAGUGGUAUUUUAAUAUUCUAUAUAGGAUAGGAUGUGGUAGCUUUACAGAGAAUUGUGAAUAUUCAGCAGCACCCAAACCCCCGGGGCAUUAUUAUCAUUAUUGAUCCCAUAUUAUUAUGAUGUUGUCAUAAUAAUAGCUCAUGUCAUGUUAGUCCCCAUUCAACUCAAAGGAAAACUAAAUGUAGUCCAGAAGAGAGAAGGUACAGUUGGACCCUUUUCUAGAAUCCAUCAGCUCACAUCCAGCAACAUCACUUUGUUCAUCAUGUUGCUGCUGUGAGUGUGUGGGAUUGAUAUUCCUCCAGUCGAUGCAUGUUGUAGCGCAUCCCUGAAUCUGAGUGAUGGACACUGGGAAGCCUUUAUGUUAUUUUAAACAAAAAUACAAACUUUAGUGGCGUUGUCGUGCAGAGCUUUCUUCAGUCAGGAGCUGGGUCGUGACCAACUUGUGUUUUUUAAAGGUUGAUACUGACAUUUCUGAUCACUUGUAUGGAGACACGGGCGUGCAAUCCUUAAAAUGAAAGACGUUUUAUCAGUUAGCCAUGAUCAGUUAGCCUGUGCCUCUAAAACCAUUGUGUGUUGUUUUGUUUUGUUUCACUUGAGAGUAAAACCCAUGAGAUACAACAUGUUAUUUAAUGAGCUUUAGAAGAACUGGUAGGUUGUGUUACCACCGCUCAGAUCCAGGUCGGCUGUCUCCUCAUGUUUGCAGUCGUUACUAAACAAGCUUAUCUGAUUGUCUUAUCUGAAAGAAAAACAAACUUUAACCCAAUAGAUCAUUAACUUCACAUUUGUGUGCAUGUAAGCAAAACAUUCCACCAGCUGAAUAAUAAGAUAUCAAGAUAAGAUAACAAGAUUUUUUAAGAUAAAAAACAAAGAAAUACAAAAUACACAUUAACAAAAAUGUGUAUUGAUUAUACAGAUCUUUGAUUUAAUGUUUUUGAUUCAAUCUUGUCAAAUAUCAUGUGCUCAAAAAUAGAGGAUUAAACAAAUUAAAUAGAUUUUUACUGUUCACAGCCCUGGUAUCAGAAAUGUCAAUAUCGAACCAGCUAAUGUACAAACUGACUCGUCGGUCUGAUCGCUGGCCAGACUUGGCUGAACUUAGUCGAUUUGAUCCAAAGCUGUGUGAAAUGUAAAAUCAUUCUUUUCUAUCCACUCACUGUAGUCGUAGUGUUUUUUGCGCUUUAGAGGGUGUUUACCCUCCUAUGUCUUUUCUGCACUGGCGCUUUCGAGGUUGAACAGGGUUUGUAGAGAAGAGGGACGACUGGAACGAUGCCUCCUGAAUCUGUGGAGCAUCUUUUUACUGAAACAUAAUAUAAAUAUAUAGGAAAAAGCCAAUAAUUCAUCCACACGUGUCCCAAAAUGACCUCACUGUUGAGUGAUUUCACUACCUCACCCGGAAACGUUAACCAUAAUUCUGAGUCUAUUUCAGUGCCUUGAAUACACUGACUGUUCCCCAGUCUCUCAGCAAUGUAAAGAUCUCCUCCCAGCUCCACGCGGAUAGGUUCAGAUCUGCACUGAAGAGCUGCUCAGUGCAUCAAAAGUAUCUCUUUAUUCUAUACACACCGACAACUCUCCUCAUUUCUGAUUUUGGACAUUGCAACAGACUUGUAACCAUUGUAUUCAUGGCAACACCAACGGACUGUUUCAGAAUGUAUACAAAUAGGACACAGAGGAGUAUUCGGUCUUGUUUGUCAUGGAAUGGAUGCAUAACAUUUAUUUGUGCUGUUCGGCCCUCAGCCUCUCUGUCGCUCUGUAAUUUGUAGUGUCUAAUAAAAUCCCAAUUCUUUUCUGA